Messenger RNA from Naegleria fowleri, 1497 nucleotides. RefSeq lists its product as uncharacterized. The transcript has a single exon. The record is from RefSeq and is a predicted model, not a curated record. Lineage: Eukaryota; Heterolobosea; Eutetramitea; Acrasida; Naegleriidae. The coding region runs from base 1 to 1497 and encodes 498 amino acids.
AUGCCCAUUAGCCCCUACAACUCCUCCACCUGGACUCAUCAUUACCCUGCAAAACCGUUAGCAAGGAAGUUGAGCUGCCCGAGUGCAAUGACCCCCUUCACCAAAGGAAGGAACUUCCUCUCUUCAUUUUCCACCUCCACCACCUCUUCCUUCUCCACCUAUCUUAACUUAAAAUCCAUGGCUGUGAUAGCCAUGACCUUACUUCUCCUCAUGAAUGGAGCCGUGUUGUUCAUGUUGAUGAUGAAUGGCGCCUCCUCCGAAAGGACUCUCACUCGUGUCCAUCACCAUGAUGAGAACAGCAAGCAACUUCCUCCGACCAUGGCAACCACCAACACUCACUCCCUCAGUGCUGAAGAGAAAGUUUUCUCUUCUUCCUCCACUUCUUCAAAGAAAACAGAUACAAAAGAUAGCAACACCAAACAUACAUCACCACCACUCACCUCUACCGAUGAAUUUCAACUCACCCCAAUAACGGUAUUGAAUGAAGAAUUCUAUCCCAUCACUGUGGCCACCUCCAUGAAAGAGGGAAGUUGUAAAUUGUUGCAUUCGGCCAUGAGGCAAGGCAUCCAAAUGAAUGUCAUUGGAUACGGUUUUAAGGAUUUCAAGCUGCAACACAAAGUUGGAAUCAUUAUGGAACAAAUUUCAAAAAUCAAAAAUCCUAACGCAUUGCUGCUCUUUGUCGAUGCUUAUGAUGUCUUGUUCUUUCAAAAUGCAGAGACCAUCGUUGGAAAAUAUUUGAAAUUGUUUGAAAAGAAGAAACCAGUCCUUUCCAAAGAACAUGCAUCAGAAUCCAAAAGACAGGACAUGCAUGGGCCACCUGACAGCACAAAGAGCAAAGAGGCAUCCCCUUCUGAUGAGAUGAUGAUUCCAUCCAGUUCCAACACGUCUCCGAAUGACUCCUCAUCAUUCAUUGCUUACUGUGCUGAAAGAAAUUGUCAUCCAUAUGGUCUCAUUAAUAGUGCUAAAGAGAGGUGGGGUGAUGCAUUUUGCAACAAAUUUCCGUCUGCCCCCAAUGGAUAUCGCUUUCUGAAUUCUGGAGCUUUUAUGGGAAGAAAAAAAGAUAUCAUUGCACUCUACAACCACAUCAUAAGUUUGCCAGAGGAUGUGAAACAUGAUCUCUAUGGAGAUCAAGGGAUGACGAGUUAUGUUUGGCUCACUACAGAAGAGCUCAAAGAUACCAUCAAAUUGGACUAUUGGGGAGAGCUGUUCUUCUCACUGCUCGAUGCGAGAAUGUCCAAUUUAGCUCUCGAACGCCAAGCUCCAAAAGACGAAUCUAUUGCCAAGAGUUCCAACAGUGGCAUUUGGUUUCGUAAUGGCGUACACAAGAACUAUCCAUCUAUUGUUCAUGGUAAUGGAUGGGGAAAACAUAUCCUAAAGAAUUUAAAUUCGAGACUCACAUGGAAGCUCUCAGAUUUGGACAAGGAGAAGGCUGUGAACUAUUGUUAUGUGAAUGGUGAAAAGAAACACAUUUCAGAAUUGUGUAGCUUUCCAAAGUAA